GCCGAGACGCGGCCUGUGAGGGUGCGUAUUACCCAGGGCCGGUGUGGGGGGAGCUUCGCUGCGAGGCCGGCACACGGGGCCGGAGGGAGCGGAGAGCGGAGCAGGGUUUUUUUUUUUCCUCCUCAAUAAUUUGAAGCCCCAGAGACCAAAUCAUGGAUUUUCAGCAUCGACCUGGAGGUAAAACCGGGAGCGGAGGCGUCGCCUCGGCCUCGGAGAGUAACCGGGACCGCAGGGAGAGGCUCCGGCAGUUGGCGUUGGAGACAAUCGACAUCAACAAGGAUCCCUAUUUUAUGAAAAAUCACUUGGGCUCUUAUGAAUGCAAACUCUGCUUGACGCUGCACAACAAUGAGGGAAGCUACUUAGCACAUACCCAAGGGAAAAAGCAUCAGACCAACUUGGCACGCAGAGCUGCCAAGGAAGCUAAAGAAGCCCCUGCCCAGCCUGCACCAGAAAAAGUCAAAGUGGAAGUGAAAAAAUUUGUGAAGAUCGGACGACCAGGUUACAAAGUGACCAAACAAAGAGAUCCAGAAACAGGACAACAGAGUCUCCUCUUCCAGAUUGAUUAUCCAGAGAUUGCUGAAACCAUCAUGCCAAGGCAUCGGUUCAUGUCUGCAUAUGAACAAAGAAUUGAGCCCCCAGACAGGCGCUGGCAAUAUCUUUUGAUGGCAGCAGAGCCCUACGAAACGAUUGCUUUCAAGGUGCCAAGCAGGGAAAUUGACAAAGCAGAAGGAAAGUUUUGGACCCACUGGAAUAGAGAAACCAAACAGUUUUUCCUUCAGUUCCAUUUCAAGAUGGAGAAGCCUCCAGCUCCUCAAAGUAUCCCUCCUGGGCCCCCAACUGUGAAGAGGCCUCCACCACCCCCACUGAUGAAUGGCUUGCCCCCCAGGCCACCCUUGCCAGACUCUCUGCCACCGCCGCCUCCUCCAGGAGGCAUGCCCUUGCCACCCAUGCCUCCCUCUGGGCCUGUACCGCCCCCAGCACCACCUCAGCUGCCACCAACUCCUGGGGUACCUCCUGCUCCACUGCCACCAAUGAUGAGACCACCUCUGCCCACGGAGGGGCCAGGGACUAUUCCCCCUCCACCUCCUUCCAACUGAAAAGCUUUUCCUGGACUCUCUCAGUGGACUUCUUUGAUUUGUGUAUUUUACUUGCACACCACAUCCUGCUCAGAGAUGAUAAAUAUUUGUCCUUUUUAUAUGCCAGUGGUUUUUGCCUAAAUCUUGUAGAUUCAUUAAAAGGCUUUCAACUUUA
Molecule: messenger RNA, 1251 nt
Organism: Alligator sinensis (Chinese alligator)
Lineage: Eukaryota; Metazoa; Chordata; Crocodylia; Alligatoridae
Gene: SF3A2
Product: splicing factor 3a subunit 2
Exons: 9
Coding region: 153-1097 (314 amino acids)
Biological process (GO): spliceosomal complex assembly
Cellular component (GO): U2 snRNP; U2-type prespliceosome; catalytic step 2 spliceosome
Molecular function (GO): nucleic acid binding; zinc ion binding
Source: RefSeq, a predicted model, not a curated record